AUGGGCAACAAACAGCACAGGGCUUUGGGGGCGGAGGACGAGUUCGACGCCGCCCUCAACUCGUCACAUUCAGGCACUCGACGCAAACGAAAAUUAAGGAGCGCUGCCGUCCACUCCAAACACGCAGGGACGUGUGGCGAGGGCGCGGAAGACGAGGCGGAUAAAAAGCCUCGCGGAGGGGAAAAGGUCCAAAAAGUCCAGCGCGAGAAGCAUCGGCACGCGCCACCUCCGGCCCCAAGUCCCGCUCCCGCGAGUCCGACGAACUCUUCUGGAAAGUCCAGCGGCGCCCACGCCGAGAGCCUUAGCACAGACCCUUCCUCUCAGCCCUCCACCUCCUCCUCUCCUUCGUCCUCCUCCUCGGGCGCGAAUCAAAGCCCCUCUGAGGUUUCCGACAACCAUGAAAUAUUGCCGCCGCCCGAGAGACGAGCAGAGAAUGAACACGAUGAAAGCAGUUGUGACACAGAUUCCGACUCGUGCUUGGAAAACACACAAAGCGGAGGAGAAAGUAUCCGAGAUACAAGCAGCGCGCAUGAAUCAAGCGGAGAACUUUCAUCGGUUCCGACACCACCAAAGGCUGGAAAGCCUCGCAAAGAUGGUUUCUCUCGGCGCCAGCGGAAGACUCGCGAAAAGCCAAGAGAAUGUGAAAGUUCCGAGAUCUUAGAAGCGGUGAACGAAUACGAGGAAGUGGAGGAACUCGCGCCGUGCCUGCGAAGCCCGAAGCGCAUCGCGAAGGACGAUCACAUGCAAAGGGCCGGGAAAGCGAGUGAGAAACGGCGAAAGCGGGAAAGUGUGGAGCUUGUGAUUUCAGAGAUUUAUCAAGAAGAGGAUUCCUUCUGCACGAGCUAUCUCGAGGAGGAAUUUAGCGGCGAUAUCAUAAAGAUCUACAUCCCUAAAGUCUCAGAACCUUCCCAGACCAAAAGCUUCCCAGGGUGUGUUUUCCAAGACAUAUCAUACGUCAAGGGCGAGAGUAAGCUGUCCGGAGAAGCUGUUUAUGUUGAAGGAGCCGCGGCUUUUGGAUUGAUUUUUGAGAAAGGAUAG
Molecule: messenger RNA, 1038 nt
Organism: Penaeus vannamei (Pacific white shrimp)
Lineage: Eukaryota; Metazoa; Arthropoda; Malacostraca; Decapoda; Penaeidae
Source: RefSeq, a predicted model, not a curated record